Messenger RNA from Ictalurus punctatus (channel catfish), 1202 nucleotides. Its product is annotated as neuroendocrine protein 7B2. Gene Ontology annotation, molecular function: enzyme regulator activity. Lineage: Eukaryota; Metazoa; Chordata; Actinopteri; Siluriformes; Ictaluridae. The coding region runs from base 168 to 782 and encodes 204 amino acids. The transcript is spliced from 6 exons. The record is from RefSeq and is a predicted model, not a curated record. Gene Ontology annotation, cellular component: secretory granule. Gene Ontology annotation, biological process: regulation of hormone secretion; neuropeptide signaling pathway.
GGGCGAGUUGCAGGCCUUGUGUCCUUUUGCACUGCGGGAAGAGGAGAGGAGCUGGGUCGCUUAGCAACAGCGCAGUAUUCCGGAAGAGAGGAGGAAGCGCGUGUGUCCUCAUCCUCAUUGCCUCUUCACUGAUACACAUUACACGCUGUGUGUCUGUCGGUGCAGUGAUGGGUUCGGUGCUGUGGGCGCUGGUGCUGAGCAUGGCGGCGCUGGUGUGCGGACGGAGCGCGCGCGCUGACGCGGACAUUGAGCGGCUCCUGCACGGGGUGAUGGAGCAGCUCGGCAUCGCGCGACCGCGCGAGGAGUUCACCGCGCACCAAGCCGCUAAUGUAGCAGGCCCGCUCAGCAUCCAGGGUGGUGCACAUGAGGGACUUCAGCAUCUCGGCCCCUACGGGAACAUCCCUAAUAUUGUUGCAGAACUGACUGGGGACAAUGUCCCAAAAGACUUCAGCCAGGACCAUGGAUAUCCGGAUCCCCCUAACCCAUGCCCUCUAGGAAAAACGGCUGCGGAUGGGUGCUUGGAGAAUUCGCCAGAUACAGCCGAGUUCAGCCGAGAGUUUCAGAAACACCAGCACCUCUUUGACCCGGAGCACGACUAUCCAUCACUGGCCAAAUGGAAUAAAAAGUUAUUGUAUGAAAAACUGAAAGGAGGACCAAAAAGAAGAAAAAGGAGCACCAACCCAUAUCUGAUGGGACAGAGACUGGACAAUGUGGUGGCUAAAAAGUCUGUGCCACAUUUCCCAGAGGAGGAAGAAAUGGAAACCACUCCAAGACAAGUCUGAAUGUACUAUUAUAAUGACAGGUGUAUAACAGAGUCGUUGUAUCUAUCAGUGCAUGUUAAACUUAGAACCAGUAAACUUUAAUCAUGAGUCGAAACGGUCGAAACAGAAGAUAGUCGUCAUUUAAAAUGUAUUUUUUGGUUUGGUAUCAUUUUUCGUUUUAAGUAAGUAAAAUAAAACAAACAUGUCCAUGUGCAAAAAUUUUUGAUGUGUAACAACACAUCCGGUACUUGUUAUGCAGAACGGAACCCAGACCUUCCGGAUAGGAUUUUCCAGGCACAGCUGCUCUGGUCUGUGUUUAGUAUAUUAGUAUAAUAUAGUCAUGGUUAGCCAUUCUUGUAUUCUAUUUCGUGCAGUAGUUGUGGCUGGUAGGACAAUCAAUCAAUCAAUAAAUAUAUCUCCCAGUACUUAUAGAUAUCAUGA